Molecule: messenger RNA, 2985 nt
Organism: Prorocentrum cordatum
Lineage: Eukaryota; Dinophyceae; Prorocentrales; Prorocentraceae
Source: the annotation of a GenBank genome assembly
AUGCCCGCUCCAGCUACCAUCACCCCCCAGUUCUGGGACAAAUACUUCGGCGUCGAUGCGACCUGCGAGACGGCCUUCGAGGGUCUCACUGGUUCGAGGUUGUGGAAGGAGUUGCUGGUGACGUAUUGCACCGAGCGCCACUCUACUCUCCAAGUCUUGGGCAUGAGGACGGGCGCCGACGGGAAGUACACCCUCUUGCUCAAGAGAUGCCCCGAUGUCAACCCGCGGAAGCAGUGCCAGAUUGUCAAGGAAUACGCCAAAACUCUCAUGGAUAAGGGCCUCUUCUCCGAGAUGCGCGGGCAGCCCAUCGCAGUGGAGACGGGUGCGAGCUGCGCUGAUGGCGAUUGCUUGAUGAUCGCGGGAGCGACUUUAUGCGAGGCGUGCAAGGUUGCCGCGGACAUCGACACGACCAACGUCUACAUCCAGGACAUCAUCAGGGAUGUCAUGUCCAACAUCAUGGUGUUUCGUCGCGACUGUCCCAAGGAAAUCCAGCGCGCAGUGAAAAAGAUGCACAACAAGUUUCACAGCGGGUCCGAUGCCACAUUCGUGGAGCUGUUCGAGCUUGUGGACGAGGCCGAGAAGACGUGGGCCGCUCGCAAAAAGGCCGCCGAGACUUUUGUCAAAGUACUGAAGGCUGAGCGCAUAACGGUGACAUCGUGUCCUAAGAGCGGAGACUACCGCUACGAGAAACUCUACGAGCGCUACGUGCUCAGCCAUUUCGAUCAGUUCAAGACCUGGGAUCACUACGACAACUGCAAGAGCUUCACCCACAAGAUGCAUGCGGCCAAACUCUACACCCCGUGGAAGGAGGAGAUGGAGCAGCGGUGCGAGUUCCUCGACAGGGGAAUCACCAACAAGCUCGUGGCCAAAGUCUGCAACACCCUGUUCCUUCGCAUCAUGGACUUCAGCGACGCCGUGGCGGCACCCCCUGUGAAGAAGCCCAAGAAAGGCACCCAGGAUGAAGCUCUCGUCCUGAACGUGCCAGCUGAGGAGAUCCACGAUACGGUAUCCGCCGACAGCCCUAGCACUUCGAGGAACACGCUGUUCUUCGACGACUUGGUCAACGCUAUCUGCCAGCCGCUGCAGCACUUGCCGAUUGCGCGGUACAACGCGGAGGUGAUCCGCGAGCUCUUCAAGUUCGGCUUCAUUUUCUGUUUCGAAGGUGCCGUGACCAUCAGGGGGGAGAUGUACACCGACUGGUCGAAGGUUCGGAAGAUCUUCAGGGAUGACAGCAUCCGCGCUCACAGGGGGGACCUCAUGGUCAAGGAGUGCGAGAUUGCUCAUGGCGAUGCCGAUGCUGGUGCCGCGAGCUCUUUUGCUGGCCCCUCGGUCGGUAGCGUUCAAGCCGUCAACGACGCGUUGAGCCAGUUCGUCGGCGAUGAGAAGUUCGUGCUCGGCAUGUUUGCAAUCGUUCGCCAGACGAAGAUGCCUGAUAUUUUGGUGCAGCCAGCUUACUUGAACGUAUCGAUGAAGCUCUACCAGCAGCACGUGGAGGACGUGACGCCCAAGGGCGAUGCCGCGGCCGCUCCCGUGGCCUGGACCCACGUACCGUUCCUUGAGUGCGCGCGCAGGGUGCUCAAGGAUACGUUCUCGCACAGGUGGACGGAGUUCGGCACGCGCUUGCUGCCGAUCGUCGAGAAGGGGGCCGACGACUCGAAUAUCUCCCAUCUCACGGUGGGCCUUUUCGAUACCAAAGCUCAUGUGCGCCGCUUCUUCGGGCUUCGGGCUUCCUGCGUGAUCGGCACGCUCGCGAACCUCGGCUGCAUUGCCGCGCCGAGCGCCAUACAGGCCCUUUACGACAACAUCAGCAUGAUCAAGGAGCGCGACUUGGCCGUGAAAGACGAUAGGUGGGUCGCCAUGUGGAGCGUCGUCAUCAACGCCGCGAUGAUCGACCCCGACCAGUUGCGCGGGAAGCUCGAGGCCAUGGUGGUGGUUAAGGACCAGGCGGCCUGGUUCGGCAAUGACGCCGACGCCCCGUCGUCGCUGCCGCUCUCAGACUCGUGCGGCAGCUCCCCCGCCCAGCCCGAUGAGGAGCAGGCGAAGACGACGGUGGCGGAGGCGGAGGUGCCGAAGGACCAGGCGACGGAGGCGCCGAAGGGCCAGACGAAGAAGGAGGCGGAGGGGGAGGCUACGACUCCGAAGGCCAAGACCGUUGCCGAUCCCGCAGCGGGCUCCUCGACGGCAGCGAGCGGUGGCAAGACGACGGGCUCGACGUCGCACGCCAUGGCGAAGGUGGAGAUCGAGAUGACGUUGACAGCCAUCGCUUCACAUAUGGCUUGCUCCGAGGUGGGCGCCCCCGUCUUGGCGUCCUUCAUGAAGCACCUGGGGGCUUUCAUUUACGACACGAUCAAGAUGAGCAAGCUUCCGUCAGUCGAUGUGAAAUCGCCGACGAAGCGGAAACUGGGCAAGAAGACGUCGAACGAAUUCAAGCCAGAUAAGGCACCUGCCGCGGGUGCCGCCGAGGUCUGGGGGGACUUCGCGGACGCGGGCUUGGACCUCAUCAAGGCCAAGCUGGGCGAGCCCGACAGCAAGGAGAAACCAGAGCUCGUGGCCACGGAGAUUACGCCGUCCAUCUGCUUGCACUUCUACGGGGCAGUCACCCGCGCGUUGGUGAAGGACGCGCUCCACGUGUGCUCCGCCUUCGGCAUUGACUUCUACAUCACGAAGGAGGGCGUCGACACUUUCCAUUCGCAGCUGGGGUUUUGCCCUGCCUGGAUGGUGAAUGUCAAGCAGCCCAAGGAGAAGACCCUGACCGACGGAUCCAAGAAGCUGGAGCCGCCGACUGUCAACCUGAACCACAAGAAGGAGACGACGUCGAUGCAUUACACAUACUCGCACAUGGGGAAGACAAUGACAGUGCACAUCCCUGUCACGAUCCACUCCCUGGUGACUCUCAACCAGUCGAAGCAGGCGGUGAAGAAGGGUGCUACCACCGCAAAGGGGGCGCCUGAGGAGUUCAAGGGUGCAAAACAUUUGUAUCGCUGA